Cylindrotheca closterium is the source of this 1449-nucleotide messenger RNA. NCBI's taxonomy places the organism in Eukaryota, Bacillariophyta, Bacillariophyceae, Bacillariales, Bacillariaceae. The record is from the annotation of a GenBank genome assembly.
AUGAAUGACUUCAGGAAACUUCGUAUGUUCCUCAUCUACGUUUCCUGCUUAAUUGUCUUCGAAUGCACAUCUGGAUUCAGCAUCAGCUCGUCUUCGUCUAAUCGAGGAGCGCUCGGUUUUGGCAUGAGAAUAAAUCAUCUUCAUGCACCAUCGAGAAGCAUAAGCAAAUUGAAUUCCGUGGCAGUCCCAAUCUCGGAAUUGGAGAAAGACUUGACCCCAUCGGAACGAUCCAUCACAUCCGUGGUCCGAAAAUGUGGCUCGGCAGUGGCCUAUGUGGAAUCGGUGUCGGGACCAACUAAUACUAGAAAAAACGGUACCCUUCCAUCUGGAGGGCGAUCGUUGGGAUCUGGAUCUGGUUUUCAGCUCUCGACUGAUGGAUAUGUUUGUACCAACUACCACGUCAUUGAGCGAGCCUACACCAUUCAGCAAGCCUUAUCCAAUUUCAAUACCAUUGUGGAUCAAAUCGCUGGGAAUGCUACACUCCUAUUUCCCGAGACGAUUGUGAAUUCGAUUCAGUCCAACCUGAAGGACGCCUUUGCAAAUUCGGAUGAACUACAGCAAUUAUCAGCGACGGUGUACGUCCGAAUCAAUAGCGACACCCAGUACAAACAAUGUCGCAUCGUCAACGUCAUGCCGGAUUUGGACUUGGCUGUUCUCAAGAUUCAAGACGACAGCGACGACAACAAUGAUGACGACUCGAAAAGUAGCAAAACAACAACUACAACGGAAGGUGGCAUUGUUUCCUUUGGAUGCUCCUCCAAUUUACUGGUUGGACAAUCAGUGGUUGCGAUUGGAAAUCCUUUUGGUUUGGACAAGACGGUCACGACGGGGGUCGUCUCGGCGGUCAAUCGGGAAUUCCGAGCGGGUACCGCACGGACUCCGGCCAAUGCUCCCAUUCGGAACUGCAUCCAAACGGAUGCGGCCAUUAAUCCAGGCAAUUCGGGUGGCCCAUUAUUAAAUCUAAAGGGAGAAGUGGUAGGAAUCAAUACAGCGAUCAUCACAACUUCCGGGAGCAAUGCUGGUAUUGGAUUUGCGGUGCCUGCGGAUCAGCUGAAACCGGUGGUGGAGGAGAUUAUCCGAGCGGAUCGUGUGGCCAAGGGGUUUAAGAAAGAUCGUGGAUACUUGGGCAUUUCGGUACUAAAGCAAACAAUAGGCGACGGUGGUGAGGGCGAUAAGUCUGCUACAAGAGUGUAUUGCAAUGUCAUUACAUCUGUGGAUCCGGGCUCGCCAGCAGAACAAGCUGGCUUAAUGCCAAUCAAGGUUCGGCCAAAUGGUACUGUCGAAUACGGCGAUUGCAUCCUUGCAGUGUCGGGAAAGGAAGUCUCUUCGUUGCAAGAACUUCAAAAUGAACUAGACAGUCGUGUCCGUGGUGAGAAGAUCUCGUUGACGGUACAAGACUGGUUCGGGGAGAAACGUGUGGUCUAUGUCACACUUGGAAAACGAAGAUAG